This is a messenger RNA of Yamadazyma tenuis ATCC 10573, 1668 nucleotides long. Lineage: Eukaryota; Fungi; Ascomycota; Pichiomycetes; Serinales; Debaryomycetaceae. The record is from RefSeq and is a predicted model, not a curated record.
AUGAAAGAAGCUUUUCCAUCAAGUCGUCUCACUCUCGUCCCAGCAUCUACCGAAGUGGCUCGUCGUAUUUGGAUAUCUCCAUCGCCAACUCUCGAAUCGUCGAUGGAGAUGAUACCAGACACCACAUUGCACCGGGGCUUGAAGUCUCGGCACGUUCAGUUGUUGGCGCUCGGCGGGUGCAUUGGCACUGGGUUAUUCAUUGGUUCUGGUGGAGCGUUGUCGGUCGCAGGCCCGGCAUCUCUCUUUUUAUCGUACUGUAUCAUGUUGGUGGUGAUAUUCUUUGUGAUGAACAUGUUGGGGGAAAUGAUCACGUUCUUGCCGUUGCCGGGAAAUGGAGCCCAGUCAUUUGUCAAAGAUUAUGUGGAUGACUCGUUGGGGUUUGCAAUCAGCUGGAACUACAGGUACGCAUUUUCAAUCUUGGUACCAACAGAAAUCACUGCUGCCGCCUUGUUGAUAGAUUACUGGCCCAACUCCGUGCACACGGCUGUAUGGAUCACCAUUUUUCUCGUGGUGAUGGUGGGAUUGAAUUUGACUUCCGUCAAGGUGUUUGGUGAGGCCGAGUUUUAUUUCGCAUCCAUCAAGAUCUUUGCAGUCGUGGGCUUGAUUGUGUUGGGGGUGGUAUUGUUUUUUGGCGGCGGACCCAGCCACGACCGGCUUGGGUUCCGGUACUGGAAACACGGGCUUGCCUUUAAGCCGUACUUGGUCGAAGGGCCCACUGGAAGGUUCUUGGGGUUCUGGUAUGCGGUGAUUCGGUCAGGGUUUGCAUUUAUCUGCUCUCCCGAGUUGGUGGCAACCGCCGGGUCCGAGGCCAUUAAGCCUCGUGCCAACAUCCCCAAGGCAGCUUCACGGUUCAUUUACCGGUUGGGCUUUUUCUACGUGUUGGGGACUUUGGUGAUUGGAAUUAUUUGUGAUUCCCGCAGCCACCAGUUAUUGAACGGGCUGAGUGAUGCUUCUGCUUCACCAUUCGUCAUCGGCAUCAAGAACGCCGGGAUCCCAGUGUUGGAUAGUAUUAUUAAUGCUGCCAUCUUGACGUCAGCUGCUUCAUCGGGAAAUUCCUUCUUGUACUCGUCUUCUAGAGUGUUGUACUCGAAUGCGGUCAAAGGCAUAGCUCCCUCCAUAUUUAUGAGGGUGAACCGGUUUGGGGUUCCGUACUUUGCGGUGGUGACCACCAGUUUGUUUGGGUGUUUGGCCUACUUGAAUGCCUCAUCCACGUCCGCCAAUGUGUUCACGUGGCUUUCCAACAUUGCAACUAUUUCGGGAUUUUUAUCGUGGACAGCCUUGUCGGUGGCGUACAUACGCUGGCGUAAAGCCAUUUCCCACAACGAUUUGUGGCACAGAGUCACUUACAAGACUAUUCUUCAGCCGUAUGGGGCCUACUUUGUCAUUUUCUUCGUGGGGUUAAUAUGCUUAACCAACGGGUUUGCAGUAUUUUUCAACUUCAAUGGACCAGACUUCGUGGCAGCAUAUGUGACGUUUCCGAUCUUGGCAGCACUUUAUGUGUCUCACAAGGUGUACGAAUACUUCAAGUUGGGGCGUGUUCGUUUUGUAAGACCCAUUGAAGAGAUUGAUGUAACAACAAACUUGGACUUGAUUGAGCAGGAAGACGCAGGGAUUCCCGCACGGGUGCCCCGGAACCUUGUUGAAAAGGCCUGGUUCUGGUUGGCAUAA